Messenger RNA from Protobothrops mucrosquamatus (brown spotted pit viper), 1603 nucleotides. It is a transcript of the gene STXBP1, whose product is annotated as syntaxin binding protein 1. Gene Ontology annotation, biological process: vesicle-mediated transport; intracellular protein transport; neurotransmitter secretion. Lineage: Eukaryota; Metazoa; Chordata; Lepidosauria; Squamata; Viperidae. The record is from RefSeq and is a predicted model, not a curated record. The transcript has 18 exons. Gene Ontology annotation, cellular component: secretory granule; plasma membrane. Gene Ontology annotation, molecular function: syntaxin binding. The annotation marks the transcript as partial.
AUGGCUGAUGUCAUCAAGAAAGUCAAAAAGAAGGGAGAAUGGAAGGUCCUGGUGGUGGACCAGCUGAGCAUGCGUAUGCUGUCCUCCUGCUGUAAAAUGACAGAUAUCAUGACGGAGGGGAUAACGAUUGUGGAGGACAUCAAUAAACGCCGAGAACCACUGCCCAGCCUGGAGGCUGUGUAUCUUAUCACUCCAUCCGAAAAGUCGGUGGAGUCCCUUAUUGCUGAUUUCAAGGAACCCCCAAACGCCAAGUAUCGAGCUGCGCAUGUCUUCUUCACGGACUCUUGCCCAGAUUCCUUAUUCAAUGAACUGGUCAAAUCCCGGGCAGCAAAAGUCAUCAAGACCCUGACGGAAAUCAACAUUGCUUUCCUGCCGUAUGAGUCCCAGGUUUACUCCCUUGAUUCGGCGGACUCCUUCCAGAGCUUUUACAGCCCUCACAAGGCUCAGAUGAAGAAUCCAAUUCUGGAACGCUUGGCUGAACAGAUUGCGACUCUUUGCGCCACUCUGAAGGAAUACCCAGCUGUCCGAUACCGAGGGGACUACAAGGACAAUGCUAUGCUGGCUCAGCUGAUCCAGGACAAAUUGGAUGCGUACAAAGCAGAUGACCCAACCAUGGGAGAGGGUCCAGACAAAGCUCGUUCUCAACUUGUCAUUCUAGAUCGUGGCUUUGACCCCAGUUCUCCCGUGUUGCAUGAACUCACGUUUCAAGCCAUGAGCUACGAUUUGCUACCCAUUGAAAAUGAUGUCUACAAGUAUGAGACAAGUGGAAUUGGAGAAGCCCGGGUCAAAGAGGUCCUGCUGGAUGAAGAUGAUGACCUCUGGAUCACCUUGCGCCACAAGCACAUUGCUGAGGUGUCCCAGGAAGUCACCCGAUCCCUGAAGGAUUUUUCUUCCAGCAAAAGGAUGAACACUGGAGACAAGACCACCUUGAGGGAUCUUUCCCAGAUGCUGAAAAAGAUGCCCCAGUAUCAGAAAGAACUCAGCAAGUAUUCCACCCAUCUCCACCUGGCUGAAGACUGCAUGAAGCACUACCAAGGCACCGUGGACAAACUCUGCAGAGUUGAACAGGAUCUGGCCAUGGGCACCGAUGCAGAAGGGGAGAAGAUCAAGGAUAUCCGGAUCAUCUUACUGUACAUCAUUCUCAAGAACGGGAUCACCGAGGAGAACCUGAACAAGCUGAUCCAGCAUGCUCAGAUCCCUCCUGAGGACAGUGAGAUCAUCACGAAUAUGGCACACCUUGGGGUGCCCAUCAUAACAGACUCGACCUUACGUCGUAGAAGCAAGCCAGAACGGAAGGAACGUAUCAGUGAACAGACCUACCAGCUCUCUCGAUGGACUCCGGUGGUCAAAGACAUCAUGGAGGAUGCUGUGGAGGACAAACUGGACACCAAACAUUACCCAUGCAUCUCCACCCGGUCAGCUGCUUCCUUCAGCACUACAGCAGUCAGUGCCCGCUACGGACACUGGCACAAGAACAAGGCUCCCGGGGAAUACCGAAGCGGUCCUCGCCUCAUCGUUUUCAUCCUGGGCGGGGUUGCUCUGAGCGAGAUGCGCUGCGCCUACGAAGUGACGCAAGCCAGCGGGAAGUGGGAGGUGUUGAUAG